This is a messenger RNA of Emiliania huxleyi CCMP1516, 234 nucleotides long. RefSeq lists its product as hypothetical. The transcript is spliced from 2 exons. Lineage: Eukaryota; Haptophyta; Isochrysidales; Noelaerhabdaceae. The record is from RefSeq and is a predicted model, not a curated record. The coding region runs from base 1 to 234 and encodes 77 amino acids.
AUGCCAGUGCGCGCCAGUCCCGUGCCCGGGCUGGGUCGAGGACAGAGUCACUUCUCGCAACCGGGGCACUUUGAGAAGUUCCUGCGUCUCGGUCGCCUCCACUACGAGGACAACAUCUCCUCGCCCGAGUUCGUCCCGACCAGCGACCAGUGCGCCGACAUCUGGACGAAGGCUCUCGACAAGACGACCUUCCUCAAGCAUCGAGCCAAGCUCGUCCGCUGGCUGAUCUACUAG